GAUGCGCGCCCCGCCGCUGUUGCUGCUGCUGGCUGCCUGCGCGCCGCCGCCCUGUGCCACGGCCGCCCCGACGCCGCCGGGCUGGGAGCCGGCGGCCGACGCGCCCUGGUGUCCCUACAAGGUGCUGCCCGAGGGCCCCGAGGCGGGAGGCGGGCGCCUGUGCUUCCGCAGCCCCGCGCGCGGCUUCCGCUGCCAGGCGCCCGGCUGCGCGGCGCACGCCUCGGCCGGCCGCUCACUGCGCGCCAGCGUCCUGCGCAACCGCAGCGUGUUGCUGCAGUGGCGCCUGGGGCCGGCCGAGGCGCGCCGCGUGCGCGCCUUCGCGCUCAACUGCUCGUGGCGUGGCGCCUACACGCGCUUCCCAUGCGAGCGCGUGCUGCUCGGCGCCUCCUGCCGCGACUACCUGCUGCCAGACGUGCACGACGGCGUGCGUUACCGCCUUUGCCUGCAGCCGCUGCCGCUUCGAGCCGAGCCGGCAGGCGCCCCGGAGCCCGCCGCACCCGCCGAGUGUGUGGAGUUCGCCGCCGAGCCUGCCGGCAUGCGGGAGAUCGUGGUGGCCAUGACGGCGGUGGGUGGUUCUAUCUGCGUUAUGCUCGUGGUCAUCUGCCUGCUCGUGGCCUACAUCACCGAGAACCUCAUGCACCCGGCCUUCGGGCGCCCGGGCCUACGCAGGCAGCCUUGAAGCGCGAGACGCCUGCCCGCCCGGGCUCUGCCUGCCCGACUAGGGCGCAGGAGGCCCCGAGCCCUCGGCCCGCUCUCCCCUCGUCGCUCCUGCUCCCUCUUUAGGACCUCCACACAGGGCCUUCUGGAGAUGGAUGGGGCACCGGCCCUUACCAGGGCCUGGAGUUACCGGACGACCUUCCCAGCCGAGCAGCUGACUCCCAGAUUCCAGUUCGGGACUGGCCCUUGGGCCUGAGGAGAGGUGCCAGCCGUGUCCAGGGCUCUCCCUGCUCUCCAGAGGCCUUUGGCGGGGCCGUGAGACCACAGAGCCCCUUUUCAGAAGAGCCAUCGGCAGCCCCUGGCCGUCACCCUGCGCCUCCAGCCCGUGCCGAGUUGGAAAAAGCCAGGCUGUCGUCAUGGCUUGGUCACUGUGUACUUGACCAACUCAAGGGCCCUCGGAGCCUGUCCUCUCCCCGCCCCGCCCCAGUGGGUUUAGGUAGCUUCGUGCCUUAGUAUCUCGGGCCCAUUGCGGGAGCCAGCCACCCGUCCAGUACUGUCCGAAAGGAUCUGCGGCCCCGAUGCUGGCAGCUCGUGUGUGCUUCUGGCUAGAGCCCCCUGGGGACCCUCCCUUCAAGCUUUGCAGGAGCGAUUGGCCUGGGGAAGCAGGGUACUGCCGCGUUUCCUCCUCUGAGCAUCCUACAGGCUGGAAGCCACGGCUUAGCUCAGCAGGCGGCCCAGCGUUCAGCUGUUGUAUCCAGGAGGGCACAGGACAGAUGCCAACCUUGCCCGGCUGGACCUGCCACUGUGGUCUGGAUCCCAAGCCUCAACCACAGCAUGACGGACGGUAUGGUCCACCCCCUCCUAGACCUGCUGGAGAUGCUGCUGCCUGCCGGGCCCCUCCACCCUCUCACCACGGACUGAAGACCGGCCUCGCCCCUCUGUGGGCACCAAUCACAUGACAACGCCGGGCUCUGUGUGAGCCCCUGACUCUGGCCAUCCUGGACCUGGCACUUCUGGAGUCACUGUGGCUAACUCCUCCCCGCUCCCCCCAGCAGCCACCAGUGACCUCCACACCAGCAGCCUGGCUGGUGCCCCCGCAAUGCCCACUCCCUACCUCUCUGUCCUUGCUCUGCCCAUCCCUGGUGUGGCACUGGCCAGGUGUGAGCCUGGUGCCAGUGUCUAAAUGCCCAUCAUUCUUAGACCAAAA
Dama dama (fallow deer) is the source of this 1864-nucleotide messenger RNA. It is a transcript of the gene FNDC10, whose product is annotated as fibronectin type III domain containing 10. The transcript is spliced from 2 exons. The record is from RefSeq and is a predicted model, not a curated record. Lineage: Eukaryota; Metazoa; Chordata; Mammalia; Artiodactyla; Cervidae. Bases 2 to 679 code for a protein of 225 amino acids.